AUGUUGGGUUAUAUAUUUAAAAAACUUGAAGAUCCAAGAUUUCCUCUACUCGGUCCGAACAUUCGUGCUUUAAAAUUUUGGGGGUUAAUCCUACCAAAGCAAACAUCAAUGAAAUUGUUAUAUAUUUUCUUACAUUUAACUGUGAUAAUUUUCACGGCAACUGAAUAUGCGGAGAUUUGGUUCGUCAAAGACGAUAUGAAUUUACUUUUAACGAAUAUAAAAAUAACCUUACUGGCAACAGUCAGUGUUAGCAAAGUGACUAGCUUUCUGAUAUUUCAAGAGAAAUGGAACAAUAUUAUCGACUACGUGAACAGAGCUGACAAAAUUCAAAGAAAUCGUGAUGUUCUUAAGAAUUAUAUUAUAGAGAGAUAUACAAAAUAUAGCAGGAGAAUAACGCUUAGUUAUUUCCUCUUGAUGUACACUACUGUUGUUUUUGUUAUCAGCCAGCCGAUUUAUAAAUACGUGUUCUCUGAAACAUAUAGAGAGAAUAUUAGAAAUGGCACGGAAAACUACGCCCAAGUUGUUAGUUCUUGGGUACCCAUUGACAAAAAUACCGUCAAGGGUCACAUAAUUGCUUGCUUUUAUCAGAGCUAUGCUGCAAUUUAUGGGGGAGGAUGGAUAACUUCUUUUGAUACUAAUGCCAUUGUUAUCAUGGUGUUCUUUAAGGGGGAACUUGAAAUGUUGAGGAUCGAUAGCAGUAACAUUUUCGGAUCAGCCGAUCUUGUUUUGAGUCAUGAAGAUUUUCAGUUGCGUUUGAAAAAUUGUUAUAGACGUCACGUGGAAUUAAUAAAGUUUAUUCGUCUCUUCGAUUCUUGCCUGUCGCCAAUAAUGUUUCUGUAUGUGAUUGUUUGUUCAAUAAUGCUUUGUGCAACAGCUUAUCAAAUAACUAUUGAAACAAGCACAAUGCAGAGAUUCAUCACAGUCGAAUAUUUGAUAUUCGGUGUAGCGCAACUUUUUAUGUACUGCUGGCACAGCAAUGACGUCCUGUAUGUGAGUAGAGAUUCAUCGCGAGGUCCAUAUGAAAGCAUUUGGUGGACGAGAAAUGUCUCCGAGCAAAAAGAUAUUAAUAUUUUGGUCGACCAGUUCAACCGAAUUAUAGUCUUUAGCGCUGGACCAUUCACUAAUAUCACUGUAGCUACCUUCAUAAGUAUUCUGAAAGGGGCAUACAGUUACUAUACACUCCUGAGUCAGUCUCAACAGGAUUAG
This is a messenger RNA of Vanessa atalanta (red admiral), 1206 nucleotides long. It is a transcript of the gene Or-56, whose product is annotated as odorant receptor Or2-like. The record is from RefSeq and is a predicted model, not a curated record. Gene Ontology annotation, biological process: sensory perception of smell; detection of chemical stimulus involved in sensory perception of smell. The transcript is spliced from 5 exons. Gene Ontology annotation, molecular function: olfactory receptor activity; odorant binding. Bases 1 to 1206 code for a protein of 401 amino acids. Gene Ontology annotation, cellular component: plasma membrane. Lineage: Eukaryota; Metazoa; Arthropoda; Insecta; Lepidoptera; Nymphalidae.